This is a messenger RNA of Scatophagus argus, 3239 nucleotides long. RefSeq names its product kinesin family member 6 (gene kif6). Gene Ontology annotation, biological process: mitotic spindle organization; microtubule-based movement. The coding region runs from base 142 to 2604 and encodes 820 amino acids. Gene Ontology annotation, molecular function: microtubule binding; ATP binding; microtubule motor activity. The record is from RefSeq and is a predicted model, not a curated record. The transcript has 23 exons. Lineage: Eukaryota; Metazoa; Chordata; Actinopteri; Scatophagidae.
UCAGUGGAGGCGACCACCGUCACCUAGCAACCAGCUACAACAAACUACAAAGAGCACAGCGCCGACAUUAACGUCAGCGUUAGCCAACGAGCUAACCAGCUUUAUUUACACUACCAAACUAUUUUCUUUUUGGGCGAAAAAAUGGUGAAAGAGACGAUACAAAUAUUCGCUCGUAUUAAACCCACUAAGAAAACUGCGGCGGUGUACUCUGUGGACAAUGAGGAGCAGACAGGUGCUUCGGUGGAGUUUGUAUUGCCCAGGGACCUGGCUGAUGGCUUUGUUAACAACAAGAGGGAGUGCUACAAGUUCAGGUUCCAGAAGGUAUUUGAUCAAUCAGUCAAGCAAGAAGAAAUAUUUGAAAACAUUGCCAAACCAGUUGCAGACAGUGUAUUGGCUGGCUAUAAUGGCACCAUAUUUGCCUAUGGCCAGACAGGCAGUGGAAAAACCUUUACCAUCACAGGAGGGGCUGAGCGCUACAGUGAUCGUGGCAUCAUUCCCCGCGCGCUCUCAUACCUGUUCCAACAAUUCAGCCAGGACAGCAGUGUGGUUUAUACCACACACAUCUCCUACCUGGAGAUCUAUAAUGAGAUGGGAUAUGACCUUCUGGAUUCCCGACAUGAAGCGUCUCGACUGGAAGAUCUACCAAAAGUAAUGAUCAUGGAGGAUCCAGACCAGAACAUCCAUCUCAGGAACCUUUCACUGCAGCAGUCAGCAAAUGAGGAAGAGGCUCUGAAUCUGCUCUUUCUGGGUGACACCAAUCGUAUGAUUGCAGAAACUCCAAUGAACCAGGCAUCCACACGCUCCCACUGUAUCUUCACUGUGCACCUAUGCAGGCGUGAACCGGGCUCAGCCACCCUGCGGCGCUCCAAGCUCCACCUUGUGGACCUGGCUGGAUCAGAUAGAGUUAGCAAGACUGGACUGAAUGGGAAGCUGCUCACUGAGGCCAAGUACAUCAACCGCUCCCUCCACUACUUGGAGCAGGUGAUUAUAGCUUUGUCAGAGAAGAACCGCUCCCAUAUUCCGUACAGGAACUCCAUGCUGACCUCCGUGCUGAGGGAUAGCCUUGGGGGCAAUUGUAUGACUACAAUGAUUGCCACUAUGGCAGUUGACAAGAGGAACCUUGAUGAGUCCAUCUCUACAUGCCGCUUUGCUCAGCGCGUGGCUCUUAUCAAGAAUGAGGCAAUAUUGAAUGAAGAACUGGAUCCUGCCCUGUUAAUAGCACGUUUGAAGAGGGAGAUCCAAUCACUGAAGGAAGAACUGGCCAUGAUGACAGGAGAACAGAGGGAUGACCAGCUCACUGUGGAGGAGAUCCACACGUUGGAAGAGUUAGUCAAGGCCUUUCUGCAUGACCCUGAUCCAGACGUGACACUGUCAUUGGGACCAGACAUGAGAAAAAUCCAUUACUGUUUCUCCCUGCUGAAGAUUAUGAUUAUGGACAAGCAAGAACAAAGAGGUAAUCGAUCCCAUGGUGGUCAACAGUCCCCGGCAGCAACGGUGAGUGAAGAAAUAAUUCAAGACAGCCACCACAGUGCAACAGAGGUGACCAAAUUAAAGAAGAUGCUGACCCAACGUGAUGAUGAGAUCAGUAUUUUAGUUAAGAUGUUGAAGAGGGAGAAAAAAAGGGCCCAAGAUGCAGCUGCUCAGCUUGCUAACAUCACCAAUGGCCAGAGCCUGGCCUCUCAGAGUGCCUUGAAGUCCUCCACACCACCACUUUUGAAGGAUGGAAGCACUGAUGCCAUCUGUACAGCCAAUGGGGGACAACCUAUGCAGUACAUGAAAAGAGCUCCUCAGCUAUCUGUGGCUAAACAAGAGGCCUUUGACACUUUUAUCAAAGAGCAUGAGGACCAUUUGACCAUUGAAGACAACAAGAAAAUACUCAAACAGAGGGCAGCCGAAGCCAGAAGACUUGGGGAGCAACUGAUGGAGGCCAGAGAAAGAAUCAAUGAGUUGAAGAAGCAGUUAGCACUGCAGAGAAGGCAGAGGGCAGCUCAUGGUGUGAUGGGGAAUCACACAGGGGCUGAAGAGGAGGUAAACCCAGUAGAAGAAAACCUGUGCAAACACAUUGAUCAAGAAAAAAAGCUUUACAAGAGCACCAUUGGCCGUCUGAAAGCGUUAAGGACUGAGAUUGAGCACCUGCAGCUGUUGUUGGAAAGGACAAAGGUCAAACUCCAGAAGGACUUUGAGAAGUGGUGGAGUCAGGAGACUUCCAGUGUGCAGGAAUCUGAGUCAGAGUCCACAGCCAGAUGUCAUGCAGGAUCACAAAGUGGAACCUUGCAGCCAUCUUCACCUGGCACUCCAGGAUUUCGAGCACCUAGUCUGAGCAGUACUGUGAAAGACCCAGAGUCAAAUCCAAAAUGCUCCACCGCUCCUGUUCAUGAUCUCAGAAGCUACAUCCCCAAAAGUGUACCUCCACUGACAGCUGUCCCUGCAUGGCAUGAUGAGUCUGUGGAUGGGAGCCCUUCAUCUGAGUGGAGAGCCCUGUCUACCACCAAACUCUCGUCCUCCUCUAUUCCCCUGACUGGAGAUCAGCAGGCUGAUGCUGAUAUCCUGGCCUUUAUCAGAGCCAGGCAAAAGCUCCUCAACAGAACAGGCCCUCCUCAAUAAUAACACAAAGUUCUGUUGAUACAUCCAAGGCCCGAAGACAUCAUCGGCUUGUGCAACCUCCACAUGUGUCAGGUGAUAGAAUGAUCCAAAAAAACCUGUAUUAGACAGACUUUGCAUAGAUGGACUGAUAAAAACAAAAAGGUGUGUGAAGACAGUUAUCUCAACUGGGUCCCAAACAUAGCUGUUUUGUCUUUAAAAAAAGACCCAAGCCACACAUCCUAUCUGAGCUUUAUAUGCAUACACAUACUUGUUGACCUCCUGGAGAUGAUGCCAAUGAUAUAAUGGCCAGCAGUAUAAAUCACAGCCCACGCCAGCUAUUUGAUCUGAACAAAUGUUGUCUCAAGAUAUCAGAGGAAAGAGCGGACAAUAGAAAGCCAGUUGGCUCCAGUAUGUGUUUGACUAUAUGGUCACAGGAAAUGUUGACAUGCAUAAUGACAAAUGCAUUUCAUAUUUCUGCCUGGCUUCAUUUUAUUUUAUUAAGUGUAACAAAUUUUGUGUAAGAUGUCAUAAACAAAAGUCACUAAUUUACUUGAUUAUAUCAAACCUUCUGAAAAAAGUGUUGUUUUUUGAAUCUGUACAAAAAUAGUGACUCAAAAAUAAAACUAAACAAUGACAAAAUGUCCAUUUUGUGAACA